Messenger RNA from Paramecium tetraurelia, 1335 nucleotides. RefSeq lists its product as uncharacterized. The record is from RefSeq and is a predicted model, not a curated record. The transcript has 3 exons. Lineage: Eukaryota; Ciliophora; Oligohymenophorea; Peniculida; Parameciidae.
AUGAGAACUUCUUAUGUUAAUAAUUAAUAUUUCAUAAUUGCCAUGAACUUACAAUCAUUGAUUGUCGUAUUCAAUCUCCUUUUUCUUUAAACAAGAGCAGCCAAAUUAUCAGUUUCUUAAUCAACCCCAUAGAUUACCUAAUAUAAUCAAACCAUUUCAUAAUUUAAUUCGACAUUCAAAUAUAAUACCACCCUUUUAAUAGAAGGACAAGAAUUUUAAUUUCUGAUUGUAGAGUUUCAGUAAACUUCAAAUGAAAAUUCAAAAAUUGCUCUAUUAUUCAAUGAACACUCCCCAACCUUCUAGAUCAAUUAAACUAUUAAAUUUAAAGAUAUGGAUUAUGACAGUUACGCCUUAAAAAAAUAUAAUCAUUAGUUGUAGAUUCAAAACUCACCUAAUCCUAAAUUUAUUACUAUUCUCAGUAAUAUUUCAAUCUUCUUCGAUUUAACAUUAACAGGUACUAAUGUUUAAAUAUGUUUAAAUAAUUGCAGUAACAAUGGAAAAUGUAUAAAAGGGGAAUGUCAUUGUAGUUCUAAUUUCAUUGGGAAAGAUUGUUCAUUAGCUGCAACAGAGUUAAAGAUCUAGACUUGGAGAAAUCAAACAUUAUCAAAUUAUGAAACUUUUUUUUAUUAUCAAUAGCAGAACAUGUCAAAGGAACUCGAUUUAACAUUUUACACUGAUAGUCAAAAAAAUCUAAGUAUCUUAGAAAUUGUCUCUUCAUUUAUCCAUUUACCCACUUUGAGGUUUUAUGACUUCUAUGAACAAUUCAAUAAUUCAAUGCCUCUCGCUUAAACAAUUACAUCAAAAGGCUUAUUAGACUAUGAAAAAAAAUAAUAUUAAUAAGAAUACACAGAAGAAGAGGGAUAUCAUGGAAUCUCUUCAUUGCUCGAUGAGUCUCCUUCUAGGCUCAUUGUGGCUGUUUGGUGUGACUAUCCUAAUACAUAACUAUCGAUAUCAUUGUAAAAAAGUAAGAAUAGAAGAAAUGAUCCAGAAUUAUUAGAAUGGCUCUUGCCUUUAGUUAUUAUAGGAGGGAUAUUUUUUAUUUUGAUAAUUGUGCUCUCAAUAAGGUAUUUCAUAAGAAAAAAAAAGAAAUUUGGAAAUGACUAUGAAUAAGUACAAGAAGUACAGGCUUGUCAAGUUUGCGGUUUAUGUUAACAGGGUCUAAAAGAUAACAAUGAUACUGUUUUCAAAUCGAAAACUUGUAAAUACAAUCAUUUUUUCCACAAUAGAUGUCUAAAUUCAAUUCUAGAUAAAUAUCCGAAACAUGGAAACUGUCUAACAUGUGAAUAGCAAUUUCAAACUUAAUUAACUCAAUAAAAAAAAAGCACAAUCCUAUGA